This is a messenger RNA of Peniophora sp. CBMAI 1063, 1179 nucleotides long. NCBI's taxonomy places the organism in Eukaryota, Fungi, Basidiomycota, Agaricomycetes, Russulales, Peniophoraceae. The record is from the annotation of a GenBank genome assembly.
AUGGACCAGCCCCCUGCGUACGCAGACGACGGCAAGGCUCCGCUCGACAGGCGCUCGUCAGAGGACGACGUCGUGGACGUUGCCGCGUUGCCUAAUGUGGAGGUCUACGCCGCGCGCCCGCCGAUCGAGUACUCUUCGCCCGGCGCUUUCUUUGGGAGCGUCAAGCGCCGGCUGCAGAGCGUGCUCACGAGGAGGUUCUGGUUGAGCUUGUUGGCUGGUCAGGUCGUCAGCCUGUGUAUCACCUGCACGAAUGUUACGACUACCGAGCUCACCACUCGCAAUUGGGCUCUGCCGACUACUCAAACCUGGUUCUUGUACUUCUCGCUCUUCUGCAUCUAUACGCCUUACACGAUCUACAAAUAUGGCUUCAAGGGCUGGGCUAAGAUGAUCUGGCAUGACGGCUGGAAGUACAUCAUCCUGGCCGCGUGCGACGUCGAGGGCAACUUCCUCGUCGUCAAGGCAUACCAGUACACGAACUUGCUGUCGUGCAUGCUGCUCGAUGCGUGGGCUAUCCCGGUGUGCAUGGCAUUCGCAUGGCUUUAUCAACGUCCGAAGUAUCACUGGACCCAGAUCCUCGGCAUCCUCAUUUGCAUCGCCGGUCUUGGUCUCCUAGUCGCCUCAGACGAGAUCACCGACAAAGACUGGCCAGCCUCAAACAAGGGUCUCGGCGACGGCUUCAUGAUCAUCGGUGCGACACUCUACGGCUUCACCAACGCCACCGAGGAGCUCUUUGUCCGCCGUCGCCCGCUGUACGAGGUCGUGGGCCAGCUCGGCAUGUGGGGCAUGAUGAUCAAUGGAAUUCAGCUUGCGGGUCUUGAGCACAAGGCGAUCCCGCAGGCUACGUGGAGCGGAGAGAACAUCGGGUUGCUUGUGGCUUAUACGGCUGCGAUGCUGAUCUUGUACACGGUUGCCCCGCUGCUCUAUCGCUUGAGCAGUAGCGUGUACUACAAUAUCAGUAUCCUGACGAGCGACUUCUUUGGGCUGCUCUUCGGGCUGUUCCUCUUCCACUACAGCCCAUACUGGUUGUACUUCCCCGCGUUCGUCGUGGUCAUCGUUGGGCUAGUCAUCUACUUCUGGCACAGCACACCGGAAGAGCAGGGCAAACUCGACAUUCAAACGCCCGCUUACCUUGACCGCAACACCCGUGACGCAGAGUCCGCAGACAGUGCUUCACAAUGA